AUUUUUCUCAAUCCCGUUGGGGUCAGUGUAACUCCCGCUCCCGCCGCCACCGCCACGGAGCGUCUUGCCUCGAUCGAGCACGCGCUUGUGUGGGCUGCGGGAGCGCGCAGCCAGCCAGCCAGCAGCAACCGAAGCGCCGCCGAGCGACUGAGGUGAGGUGCGAGCGAACAGGCGAGGAUGAUGCAUCUUUUACUUGCCUUUCGCACCACACGGGCACCCUCGGUGCCUCGCUAUCGGCCUUGCCGGGAGGGCGACUCUGGUCGUUUGAUCGAUACUCGUCGAUAAUCUUUCAACCAGGCGGUCUUCUCCGUCGCUUAGGAAGACAAAGAGGAGUCCGGCGGAGGUGAAGUGUGUUGUGUCCCCCCCCCCCCCCGUUCACCCCUCCCCCGGGGAGCUCCUCCGUCAUCUUUAGAGCUGCCGACCCCCUUUUGCUUACUUUGGGCUGUUGGACAGACACCGGGAAGCCACUUCCUGUGAGAAUAUGAACCACGUCGUGUGGAGGGUGAGCAGCUGAAAGGACGCUCUCAUAGUGUCGUCAAAAGGCAACCAGCAACCGGAUCCUCCGCCCUCUCCCGCGUCGCCCCCCCCCCGCUACCGUGCCGUCGCCCUGCUGUGGCACUUCCCAUGGAGAGUGCACGCCCGCCCAUGUAGGAUGCCUGCCUCGGCCGACGCCCUGCAUCCCCUCCUGCCCGCCACCGCCACCGCCGCCGCCUCCUCCUCGCGCGUCUCCGCUCUCGCCGACAGUUCAUUGCGGCCCCCGAGGCUGUGCCCCGCCCGUCUCCAACAUGGCGGAUGACAUCAUCGACGCCAACACGUUGGCUUGGCUGAUCUGCUCGGGAGUGUCCAUCCUGGCCAACGCGUGGAGCAUCCUCAGCGUCAGCGCCAAGCAGAAGAAGUGGAAGCCGCUGGAGUUCCUCAUCUGCACGCUGGCUGGAACGCACAUCCUCAACAUGGCCAUCCCCAUCACGAUGUACUGCGUCAUCACGCUGCGCCGCCGGCACUCCGACUAUGAGUGGAACGAGGGAUUGUGUAAGGUGUUUGUGUCCACCUUCUACACCCUCACGCUGGUCACCUGCUUCUCCGUCACCUCGCUUUCUUACCACAGAAUGUGGAUGGUACGCUGGCCUGUCAACUACAGGCUGAGCAACACCAAGAAGCAGGCGGUGCACACGGUGAUGGGGAUCUGGAUGGUCUCCUUCAUCCUGUCCACACUUCCAGCAGUGGGCUGGCACGACACAAGCGACCGCUUCUACACCUCCGACUGCCGAUUCAUUGUGACAGAGAUCGGCCUGGGGUUUGGGGUUUGCUUCCUGCUCUUGAUUGGCGGUAGCGUGACCAUGGGUGUGAUCUGCAUCGGCAUUGCUCUCUUCCAGACCUUCUCCAUUCAGGCAGGCCACAAAGCGGACAAGAACAAAUUCAACGUCCCCACCAUUGUGGUGGAGGACGCUCAGGGCAAGCGCAGGUCCUCCAUCGAUGGCUCGGAACCUCUCAAGACUUCACUGCAGAUCACUUACCUGAUCAGCGGUAUUGUCUUCAUCUAUGACUUUCUCACCGGCUUCCCCAUACUGGUGGUGAGCUUUGCCAGUCUCAAGUUCGACCGCUCAUACAACUGGAUGGUUGUGUGUGUGCUCUGGUGCUCCAUUGUGCAGUCCAUCUUGUUGCCCAUGUUCCUGUGGGCCUGUGACCGCUAUCGGGCUGACAUCCGCUUGGUGUGGGACAAGUGCGUGGCCAUCAUGUCCAAUGACGAGGUGGACGAGGAAAACAGCCAAGAUGGAGGAAUUCAUGUCGACUUAAUAUUUGACAGACCAUAUGACUAUAGCUCAGCGCCUGAAAUCGUGACCGUAGACCGUAAUGCCAAGUAUGAGUUCUCAACCUUAGAAAGGGGGGUCCCGCAAGGGUAUCCAGUGAGGGAACAGCAGGAAGAUAAAAUGCAGUAUUUGCAGGUGCCCCCUACAAGAAGAUACUCCCACGACGAAACCGACAUGUGGACCAUCGACCGGAUCCCCCCCUCCUACCUUCACCGGUGGGGCUCCAGCGAGGACAUGAUAGCGAGUGGCCGCUACAGCUCCACCUUGCCGCGCCGCGAGAGGCGCAGGAACAGCCUGGUCUCCUACCACGAGGAGAGCCACCAUCAUCACCACCGGCACCUCCAUCGCAAGCGGCGGCGCUCUGAGGACACGCACUCCCUCAAGCACCUGCCGCGCGCGGCGUGCGGCGCCUACGACUACCGCGACGACGACCCGCGCUGCUUCAGCCGCGACGAGGUCAUCAACUUUAUCGACGAGACGCCGCUGCCGAGCCCCAGGAAGAGCCCGCGGCGCGCCUCCUGCACCGUCGCCCUCACCCCCAGCGCGUACGAGCGCCACGCCGUCCUCCUGCCUCACUUUGCGCUCACCGACUUUGAACGCGAGCCUCAAGCGCUCCGGCGCUUCUCGGAACACAAAAGCGCCGCCGGGAGCUCACCCGACGGGACCGGCGGUCACGGGAGCUGCGGCAAAGGUGGUCGGGGGGUGGUGGGCUCGCCUGCGGGGGGCACCCGACAGACUCCGCCACCUUCUUGUUGGUCCUCCAUGGCGGGGGUUUCGGCAGCCGACUGGGCCCAGCACAAGCAGGCGAGCUUGGGGGAGAGUAAAGGAGGCACAAACAGUUUUGUAAGCUCACCCUCGGCAUCCUCAUCGGGAUAUAUCGCAUUUCGCUCGGAUUCUGUUGGCUCCGCUUCCUAAAACAACAACAACAUUCAUUCAUUCAUUCAUCUUCCGAACCGCUUCAUCCUGGAGCCUAUCCCAGCUGUCUUCGGGCAGUAGGCGGGGGGGGACACCCUGAAUCAGUCGCCAGCCAAUCGCAGGGCACACAGAGACGAUCGACCAUCAACGCCCACACUCACACCUCGGGACAAUUCAGAGUGUUCAAUCGGCCUGCCAAGCAUGUCUUUGGAAUGUGGGAGGAAAACGGAGCACCCGGAGAAAACCCACGCAAGCCCCUGGGAGAACAUGCAAACUCCACACAGGGAGUUCCAGAGCUGGAAUCGAACCCGGGUACCUCUGCACCGCGAAGUCUACGUGCUAACCACUGGACGAUCGGUCCGCCCUCAACAUUAACAUUUCCCCUCUCAAUUCUGAUCCUUUUUUUUUUCUUCAUCACGUACUCAAGCCUUUGCUGCUUUUUAAAAAAUGUGUGCAUCCACUGCUUAACCCUCCUGUUAGGUCCGUUUCUACGAUCCACCAAAAAUGUUCAUUCGUCAAGGUGACCGGCUGCAUGCUUAAACCUCAACAAAA
This is a messenger RNA of Hippocampus zosterae (dwarf seahorse), 3275 nucleotides long. RefSeq names its product probable G-protein coupled receptor 153. The transcript is spliced from 6 exons. The record is from RefSeq and is a predicted model, not a curated record. The coding region runs from base 786 to 2723 and encodes 645 amino acids. Gene Ontology annotation, biological process: G protein-coupled receptor signaling pathway. NCBI's taxonomy places the organism in Eukaryota, Metazoa, Chordata, Actinopteri, Syngnathiformes, Syngnathidae. Gene Ontology annotation, molecular function: G protein-coupled receptor activity. Gene Ontology annotation, cellular component: membrane.